AGUACAAAACCAGAGCUCUCAAGCAAGUAAUUCCACUCACCGUCACUGAUUCUUGUCUUUGGUGAUCUCAUGGCCUGCUCGGCCUUCACCCCUCACCUCAACUUCCUCAACCUCUCUCCCCAUCACCGGACAACAAAGGGAUCGAAGGCUCCGCUUUCCUACACUUCCAUUAAUCCUCGUCUGGCUUCGUCAUAUAAUGAUCAUUUCGCGCCCCGCUGCGUCCAUUACCCGAUUCCUCCUUCUUACUCUCGUCGAAGGCUCAGAUUCUAUGUUGGAGCUCAAAUGGACUUUUCUUCGGGGGAAGCACCCCAGUCGCUUGCAUCUGAUGCAACACCCCAAGAAGAAUUUUCUUGGUCUUCUGUAAUUUUCCCUUUUUUGUUCCCUGCAUUGGGUGGCUUAUUAUUUGGGUAUGAUAUUGGAGCCACCUCUGGUGCUACGAUUUCACUGCAGUCACCUGAGCUUAGCGGGAUAACAUGGUUCAACCUCUCUGCCAUUCAGCUUGGGCUUGUGGUUAGUGGUUCUCUGUAUGGAGCUCUUCUAGGCUCCCUUCUUGCAUUCGCUGUUGCUGAUUUCCUUGGGAGGAAGCGAGAACUCAUGGCUGCAGCCUUUUCAUAUGUUCUUGGUGGUUCAAUCACUGCCUAUGCGCCAGAACUUGGCGUCCUCUUAUUAGGAAGGCUGCUUUAUGGCCUAGGCAUAGGUUUGGCCAUGCAUGGGGCUCCUUUGUACAUUGCUGAAACUUGCCCAUCACAAAUCCGUGGAACUCUAGUAUCGUUAAAAGAACUCUUCAUUGUCCUGGGGAUUCUGCUGGGUUAUUUUGUGGGAAGCUUUCAGAUUAACACAGUUGGGGGAUGGCGGUUCAUGUAUGGAAUAAGUGCUCCAGUUGCUGUGCUCAUGGGGCUUGGGAUGUGGCUUCUUCCUUCAUCUCCACGGUGGUUGCUUCUCAGGGCAGUUCAAGGGAAAGGUUCAUUUCAAGAGUUGAAGGAAAAAGCAAUAGUUUCCCUCAGCAGAUUAAGGGGCCGGCUGCCAGGUGAUAAAGUUUCUGAGAGGCAAGUAGAGGAGACCCUUGUCUCAUUGAAGUCUGCCUAUGAAGAAGAGAAAUCAGAGGAGGGGAGUUUCUUGGAGGUGUUUCAGGGGCCCAAUCUUAAAGCCUUCAUAAUUGGUGGGGGUCUAGUCUUAUUCCAACAGAUAACAGGCCAACCAAGUGUUCUAUAUUAUGCAGGUCCAAUUCUUCAGAAUGCUGGAUUUUCGGCUGCAUCUGAUGCCACAAAGGUUUCAGUUGUUAUUGGCUUAUUCAAGUUACUGAUGACUUGGGUUGCUGUCUUGAAAGUCGAUGAUCUGGGGAGAAGACCUCUCCUGAUUGGAGGUGUCAGUGGCAUUGCCCUUUCGUUGGUUCUUCUUUCAGCAUAUUACAGAUUUCUGGGGGGAUUCCCAGUUGUUGCUGUAGCUGCUUUACUUCUCUACGUUGGUUGCUACCAGAUAUCAUUUGGGCCAAUAAGCUGGCUUAUGGUUUCAGAAAUUUUCCCACUUCGGACAAGAGGAAGGGGGAUUAGUCUUGCAGUUCUGGCCAACUUUGCUUCGAAUGCUAUUGUGACCUUUGCAUUCUCUCCAUUAAAGGCAUGGAUGUGUUGGUAUUCAACAGAAAGAGAUUGCCACAAGCCUUUACAAGUAAAUCCACCGCAGGUCAGGAGUGGAUCCGUCGGAUCAGAUCGUCUCAUGAUAGAGAGAGUGUACAUUGGAGAUAAGGUGUUUAAAUUAAAUAUGAGCAAUGAAUCGGCCACAAUGUUGGAAUGUGUUGGGAACUGGGGAUUUAGCUGCGUCAAGUAGAAGCCGACACCAAAACGGUGGUGGAUGCUGUAGAACCCACAAAUGUACUCACUGGCUGGCCUCUGUCUUGUGACUGCCGCUCGCCUGUAUACAGUCACUGACUUGAUUUCUCUCCGUUUAUCUUUUGUAUCAUCUCCGAUUAUACAUCAGUUAUUGUGAUUCUACAUCCAUAUCUUAUUCUAGUGCCCGGAGAUUUCAUAGAUCCCACCACACUAUGCACAGUAUAUGGGCAACCUGAUUUUUUUCUUGCAAUUUAAACUGUUCACGUCUUAUCCAAAUUAAAUAUAUAUUUUACACAUCUCA
Prosopis cineraria is the source of this 2127-nucleotide messenger RNA. RefSeq names its product D-xylose-proton symporter-like 3, chloroplastic. Gene Ontology annotation, cellular component: membrane. Gene Ontology annotation, molecular function: transmembrane transporter activity. The coding region runs from base 70 to 1824 and encodes 584 amino acids. The transcript is spliced from 14 exons. Gene Ontology annotation, biological process: transmembrane transport. The record is from RefSeq and is a predicted model, not a curated record. NCBI's taxonomy places the organism in Eukaryota, Viridiplantae, Streptophyta, Magnoliopsida, Fabales, Fabaceae.